AAUAGGUAACAGGUAGACACCGUAGGUGAAAAAUAUUAGCGUAGGUAUGGCUGAAGGAACGUAUGAAUAUGAAUGUAUGAGGGCUGAACUGUUGGGAAUCGAGAAACCCGACUAUGAGGAGUUCAUGAAGAAGAUUGAGGGUGAGAGAAAGGCUGUCGAAGAGGAGAACUUGGACACGGAGAAUUUAAAGGAGGCUGAUCUGCAAGAAGAGUCUGAAAAAAGAAUUAUGGGGGGACUGGAAGAGUUGAACAGUCUUUUGCAAAAGACACAAGUCAAAAUCAAUAGAUUUAAGGCAUCUUGCGGCUCCCUGACGAACCUGCUGAAAAUAAAAGUUGCAGGCAAGCCCGAUUCGUCUUCGACUCCCGACAAUUCCACACCCGAACCCACUGGAAACACUGAUGUGCCGACCAAUGAGAGCGCCCCGACUGAAAGCAUCACUAACGACAAUGACGCGGAGAAAAAUGAAAUGCAAAGAAAAAGCGACCUGGCCAAAGCCCUGGAUAAAGAUCUAAGUACGUUAGACAGCAUGAUAGAAAAAGCUGAAAGCGCCCAAUACAGUAUGGAACAUCAGAGGAAGCAGAUGAAGAAGUUUCUUAAUUAAGAGGUUACGAUUUGUUUUAAAGAUAUUAGCAACGACUUUGGAUACACAUAUUAACAUGUAAAAACUGUUUAAUUUCGAUUUAUAACAAUUGAGAAUGAAAAACUAUUUUGAAAAGAAUUAAUUUAUCGGACACACAAAAAUUCCAAGGCCUGUCCUGUCUAAAGCCGUGACGUCGCGGUUAAAACAAACGAAAAUCAGUUAAAAUCGCUCAGUCUAGUUACACGUGUGCACAGGGUAGGCAUUGACAAAUAUUUUUGAACACCUAAAUGCAGUGUACCAUUUU
This is a messenger RNA of Anoplophora glabripennis (Asian longhorned beetle), 884 nucleotides long. RefSeq lists its product as uncharacterized. The transcript is spliced from 3 exons. NCBI's taxonomy places the organism in Eukaryota, Metazoa, Arthropoda, Insecta, Coleoptera, Cerambycidae. The record is from RefSeq and is a predicted model, not a curated record. The coding region runs from base 47 to 601 and encodes 184 amino acids.